Molecule: messenger RNA, 711 nt
Organism: Ilyonectria robusta
Lineage: Eukaryota; Fungi; Ascomycota; Sordariomycetes; Hypocreales; Nectriaceae
Product: class I glutamine amidotransferase-like protein
Exons: 3
Coding region: 1-711 (236 amino acids)
Molecular function (GO): glyoxalase III activity
Source: RefSeq, a predicted model, not a curated record
AUGGCCGUCAAGAAGAUCCUCGUCGUCCUCACCAGCCGUGACAAGAUGAACAACGGCAUACCCACCGGAUGGUACCUGCCCGAGCUCGCCCACCCUUACUACGCCCUCGUCGGCGAUGACGAGAAGAACGACGUCGAAAUCGUAAUGGCCUCUCCCGCCGGAGGAGUCGCGCCCCUCGACCAAGGCUCCGUCAAGAUGUUCGAGAGCGACCCGGCGUCCGUCAAGUUCCUCAACAGCAAGCAGAAGCUCUGGGAGGAGACGCGGCCGCUCAGCGAGUUCCUCGGAAAGGCAUCCGAGUUCGAUGCCGUCUUCUACCCCGGUGGCCACGGCCCCAUGUUCGACCUCGUCAACGACGAGACCUCGCUCAAGAUCAUCCAGGAGUUCUACGAGGCCGGCAAGCCCGUCUCCGCCGUGUGCCACGGCCCCAUCGUCUUCGUCAACGUCACCGUCAACGGCGGCCAGCCCCUCCUCAAGGGCCGUGAGGUCACCGGCUUCAGCAACGCCGAGGAGCACGCCGUCGACAUGACCAAGAACAUGCCCGUCCUGCUCGAGGACGAGAUCAAGCGCGUGGGAGGCAACUACGUCAAGGCUGCCGAGGCCUGGGGCGAGAAGGUCGUUGUCGAUGGACUGAUCAUCUCCGGCCAGAACCCUGGAUCUGCACACGGCGUGGGAGUCGCCCUUGCGAAGGCUCUUGCCAUCAUGACGGGAUAA